Molecule: messenger RNA, 657 nt
Organism: Closterium sp. Naga37s-1
Lineage: Eukaryota; Viridiplantae; Streptophyta; Zygnematophyceae; Desmidiales; Closteriaceae
Source: the annotation of a GenBank genome assembly
AUGGCGUCGCUAAAAGCACUCUACUUCGUUCCGUACAACGCGUUCCUCGCGGUCGCAUGGCUGUACGUGUUGAUCCUGACGGUGCAGGCGCUAGCGACAGGCGGCCCCUCCACCGUGUAUGCCACGGCGGAGCUUCCGCUUCAGAUCGCUCAGACCGCGGCACUCAUGGAGAUCAUCCACAGUAUUCUCGGGAUCGUGAGGUCGCCCGUGUCCGCCACGCUCCCGCAGAUCGCGUCGCGCCUCUUCCUCGUCUGGGGCGUGCUCUACCCCGCGCCGCAGGUGCGGGAGCACGUUCUGGUGGCGUCGCUGCUGCUCAGCUGGUCCAUCACUGAGAUCGUGCGCUACUCCUUCUUUGCCGUCAAGGAGGCCUUUGGCUUCACGCCCGCGCCUCUGCUCUGGCUCAGGUACAGCAUGUUCUUCGUGCUCUACCCCUCGGGCAUCACCAGUGAAGUGGGACUCGCCUUCCUCGCUCUGCCCUACCUCAAGGCAUCCCACGUGUUUUCGUUUGACAUGCCCAAUAAGGUCAACUUUGCGGUUGACUAUUACCUCGUCUGCAUCCUCAUCCUCCUCACCUACAUCCCCGGGAGCCCAUACAUGUACACAUACAUGAUGGGGCAGAGGAAGAAGGCCCUGGGAAAGAAGGACAAGUCAGCGUAA